AUGGAAGGCACGCGAGAGGAGCGGCAGCAAAUGCGACAGCGCGGAGCUGGGACGCGCAAAGCCAAAGAGGUGGACUUCGGCUUCGCCUUUGGUAGCCCAUUAGCCCAGCCAUCAGGACCUGCACCGCUUGCUAUUGUCCCUGAACCGAAGAACCCACCGCAAACACAGCCCGCGCCGGCCAUACCACAACCGCCCGAGGAAUCGCAACCAAUUUCGCCCGCUCCUGCAGCUCUGCGCACACCUGGAAGCGCGCGUAAUCACCUUCCUGAGCGGCCUUCGACAUACGACAUCGUGUCAGAUGAGCGAGGCGAACAGACAAGAAGCAAUAAAAGGAGAAAGCUCAGUUCUCAUCCAGUUACCGGGGAUGUUAUCGACGAAAGUGGCAUGCGAUCAGGGGAUGGGAAUCUACAAUUCGUUAAUGGCAACGUGAACAACGUCGGGCUACGAACAAGUCCCAUUUCGGGCAUAUCAAGUAUUAAUGUCGAAAAGCAACAAGACAAGCCUAGGAGUGAACUUCUACAACAUCGCAUAUCACCUACUCCCGAGACCUCUGCCCGAGACCAACAUCAGAACGACCAGCAGUCAAAGACCAACGGCACAGAGUCGGCAACGAAGUCAGCAACACCUGCAGAUAACGAGCAUUCGGCCCCAAUUACACCUGCAUUAUCUGAACCCUCCGAAAAUACAGCAGUAAUUCAGAAAGCCCGAGUGCCACAUAUGUCGUCCAAAUCGCCUCAGCCCCAAGACCAACCCGACGCUGUACAGCUUGAAAGCACAGAGGCAUUGGAAUCAAAACGAAAAUCUCGUCAAUCACCAUUGGAAGGCGAAAAUCUCACAGGCCAGAAGAGGAGAUCUGGGUCCCUGGUUGUUGAGCAGAAAAAUGCAACAAUCACAGAGGGCACACAACACGAAAGUCCAUCCGAGGUUCUGGACCAUUCUCCUGCGCUAUCUGUUGCUGCGGAUGUUGGCCUAGGAGAGGAUUCCUCCAGGUCAAGCAAUGAGGACCAAGAACAAGUCAAUCGGGCUCAUCAAGGACCUUCUGUCAAACCGAAAAAGUCCCGGGGUCGGCCUGCGCGUAAAUCCCCUGCCACUCAGUCACCAGACCUGCCUGCAGACCCUACAGCACAAGAAACUGAUCUACAAUCACAAAUUGAGCCCGAGGAAAUCCAGCUUGAGACAGCCUCCAGAGCCAAACGCCCUCGUGGUGGAGCUUCGGUUAGUAAGAGUCCCAUUGGCGUGACUGAAACCGACCAAGCUCCAUCUCAAUCUGAGCCUAAUGCCGUUGAUGCUUCUUCGGGGCCACGCCGAGGCCGCAGGCCUGCAUCAGAAAAGCCUGGCAACCAACAGGAACCCGUGGUGGAAUCUAGGGCGCCAAAGUCACAGCGGAACAGGUCUCGUCAUACUUCAAGCCGCUCUGUGGAGCCUCAAGAGCCUCAAGUGCCCCAAGCAGAAAGUCAACCGGAUCCUGGUGCAGAGGAUGCAGCUGCAGUGGACGUGCCUCGGCGUGGAAGGCCUGGAAAGAAGGCCAAACGCCCAGUGGUACCUGAGCCUGAACGAGAACCAACGCCUCAGCCCGGGUCUCCAACACUAGACGAACCCGAACCCGUGGAGCCUACAGCACCCAAAUCCCGGCGUGGUAAAUCUGGCAGGGCCAAACGCGCAGCAGAAUCAGAGCCCGCACCAGAGCCUCAGCCCGAACCAGAACCAGAACCAGAGCCUCAGCCGUCGCCUGAGGUGGAGCCCACGGCACCCAAAUCCGGGCGUGGUAAGCCUGGCAAAGCUAAACGCACAGCAGAACCCGAGUCUCCAACACUAGACGAACCCGAGCCCGUGGAGCCUGCAGCAUCCAAACCCCGGCGCGGUAAAUCUGGCAAGACCAAGCGCCCAGCGGAAUCUGAGCCCGAGCCGGAAGUCGAGAGUGAACCUGCCCCAGAAAGUGAAGUGGCACGGGAGCAACCUCGUCGCAAGACCCGAGAGCCUCGUGGAGAAACGGUUCCAGUCACUGUCUACCGGCUUGCCAAUAUCGCAUCUCUUGGUGAUACAGCAUCGACGGCCAACGAGCCUGGCGGCGAUCCAGAUUCUGCAGAUGAGCUCACCUCUGACCAACGAACAAAAAUCCCCAAUCGCGGCGGUGUCAACCCUGCCGACGUAUUAAGCCAGAUCUGUCGUGAGACCCUGGAAAAGACACUGAACACCCUAAAGAAUGGGAUUGAGGCCGAGACGAAUACCACACGGCGUGCAGAAUGGUCACGCAAAAAGAAGGCCGUCGAGACAUUUGGCUCCGAGCUUGACAGUCGUCUUAUGGAUCUAAGCGGAAUGCUGGAUAGCAACUUUGUGCUUGGCGUUCAAUUGAAGAAGACCAAGCGAGAGAUGAUGGAUCUUCGUGGUCAUCUAUAUCGAGUUCGCCGAGAACGAGAAAGUGUGGCUUUGCAGAUGGAUGCAGUGCGCAGUAAACACAUUGAGGAGGAAAAGGCAAAGACCUCGCGAAACGCCAUCAACAAAUCCCUUCACAGUUUAGAGCUCGCUCUUGAGCGCAAUCAACAACGCUCCGGCCCCCCAGCGGAGUCUUCUCCCACAGAUCUCGAGUUCAUGCUUCGCACCGUUGCCGACAUCAGUGCCCGUGCGCCUGGAGGCCAAGGCGGGCUUCUCAAUCAAAUCCGAGGGUUCAACGCCCAACUUGAAGCUCUUGUGGGUCGCCUGGAGCGCUAA
This is a messenger RNA of Penicillium salamii, 2709 nucleotides long. NCBI's taxonomy places the organism in Eukaryota, Fungi, Ascomycota, Eurotiomycetes, Eurotiales, Aspergillaceae. The record is from the annotation of a GenBank genome assembly.